AUGAAGUCAGCUUUAGUAUGGAAAGUUAUAGCUCGAUGUUCAACUACAAAAGCACGCGUCGCAUUAUUGACUUUGCCUCACGGAAAUGUCGAUACACCUGUAUUCAUGCCGGUUGGGACUCAGGGAACUUUGAAGGGUUUAACUCCAAAGCAGUUGGAAGAGUUGGGGUGUCAAAUCAUGUUAAAUAAUACUUACCAUUUGGGUUUACGACCAGGCCAAGAAUUACUUGAAGAAGUCGGAGGCUCGCAUAAGUUUCAGAAUUGGAAUAGAAAUUUAUUGACUGAUAGUGGAGGUUUUCAGAUGGUUUCCUUGUUGAAAUUAGCUUGUAUCACAGAAGAGGGAGUGAACUUUCAGUCGCCUCAUGAGGAUGGAUCAACAAUGCUGCUCACUCCCGAGCAUUCGAUUUCCCUGCAAAAUUCUAUUGGUGCAGACAUAAUAAUGCAGUUGGAUGACGUGGUGUCAUCAUUGACGAAAGGGCCAAGGGUGGAAGAGGCUACAGAUAGAUCAAUUAGAUGGUUGGAUCGGUGUAUAGCUGCGCAUAAAAAGCCGGAUAGUCAAAAUCUAUUUGCUAUUAUACAAGGCGGGUUGGACCCUGACCUAAGGAGAAAGUGUGUGGAAGAGAUGGUGAAGCGCGACACACCUGGAUAUGCUAUCGGUGGUCUAAGUGGUGGUGAAGAAAAGGACAUUUUCUGGAGGAUUGUAACUUUAUGUACUGACUUGUUGCCAGAUCAUAAACCGAUAUAUUGUAUGGGGGUUGGAUAUACUGAAGAUUUGAUUGUAUGUUCGGCGUUGGGAAUUGAUAUGUUUGACUGCGUUUUUCCAACGCGCACAGCGCGUUUUGGAAAUGCGCUGACAUCAACUGGAACGCUGAAUUUGAAAACCAGUAAAUUUUCUCAAGAUUUUAGACCUAUCGAGGAAGAUUGUGACUGUUUAACUUGUAAAUCUUUCACCAGAGCAUAUGUUCAUCUGCAAUCUACGCGAGAAACUGUUGGAUGUCAUCUUAUCACUAUUCAUAAUGUUUCAUAUCAAUUAAGAUUAAUGCGUAAUAUCAGAAAUGCUAUUGCUGAAAAUAGGUUUCCACAAUUUAUACAAAAAUCAUUCAAGGAUCUAUUUGGUGGUCCGGACCGAUACCCUGAAUGGGCUGUCAAUGCCUUAAAGAGUGUCGAUGUAACAUUGCUUCCUUAG
Molecule: messenger RNA, 1185 nt
Organism: Acaulospora morrowiae
Lineage: Eukaryota; Fungi; Glomeromycota; Glomeromycetes; Diversisporales; Acaulosporaceae
Source: the annotation of a GenBank genome assembly